This is a messenger RNA of Rhipicephalus sanguineus (brown dog tick), 820 nucleotides long. RefSeq lists its product as uncharacterized. NCBI's taxonomy places the organism in Eukaryota, Metazoa, Arthropoda, Arachnida, Ixodida, Ixodidae. The record is from RefSeq and is a predicted model, not a curated record. The transcript is spliced from 5 exons. The coding region runs from base 319 to 723 and encodes 134 amino acids.
GUCGAAGCGCGGCUACGCAUGGCUGCAGUGUAAAGCGCGGCUACGACACCGUCCUGCUCCUGCUUAUUGUGCGUCUGCCAUUGAAAGCGAUGUAUGUCUGCAGUCUCUCUGGCACCACCAAGACUACUGUGCCACGUUUCAUGAAGUAUGCCGCACUGCACAAAAACAUGAAUCUAUUCUUCAUGAAGUGCCCAUUGGAAUAGCACAGAAAAGUGUUCAGAGAGUUCCUUCUCUGAGCUAGUGCUACGAGAUACCAAGGACGAAAAUAGGACUGUAGAGAAAACGAAGAGUCCAAAAGGAUUUAUACGGUUUUGUGUCAUGGAAGCCCUAAGGUGUCAUAGUGCCCUAAGGUGGUGCUGCAUCUCGAGCUACCAGAAGGCAAGUACAAGUGAAGAUAACGUCGGAGACGUGCCGUGCUCCCCUUUCGUCAUUGCCAAAGGAGAGAACUUUCUGACUGCCGGGGUAUUUACCAUCUGUAUUGAUACCCAUGCUGUGAUCGAAUCCACCACACGGUGCCAGGCAUUCAAGUUAAUGCUCUUUACACACUUCUCCUUUACUAUUGAAUACCGCAAGGAGGUCAGCCUAACCCUGGUGUUCACGCAAAGGGCAGCCGCAGCACUCAACCCUGACAGAGGGAGCAAGGUCGAGAAGUCAAGGAAGCAGCGCCGCCUCACACCACAAAUGACCAACUUAAUCAAAGCUCUGCGAGACUAUGAAUGCUAAGUGCUACAACGCAAAAUUUGCAGUGUCAUUAUGAAUAUACCGUAUUUACUCGAAUCUAAGCCGAUGUUUUUUUUUUCUUCGGAAAAACGAUGUGCGA